GUACUGUGACUGCUACUGUCCCAUGUUCGCUUUAGGAUGCAUUACUUUUUCAUUUUUCUACACCUUCCACAUUUAAUGCUCAGCCUAAGGAGGGAGAAGCACAAAUGCACAAGCCCCAGUCUCUCAUUCAACCCGGGGCUUGUUCAUAAACUGAAAAGGGUUAAGUACCAAAACUAAUUGCACAAGAAAAGUUUAAAAAAGAAACAGUAGAAUUCUUGCUAUUUAUUGCCUCCCUUCGUCUCCACUUAGCACCAAUCUCCUCUCUCUCUCUCUCUCUCUGUGUGUGUGUGUGUGUGUGUGUGUGUGUGUGUGUGGCUCUGGAAACAUGCAGACACUAGCAUGGAAGGCCAUUGUAAUGGCUGCAAUUCUACUCCAACCAUGCUCCUCGAAGGAGUUAGUAUCCAAUCUCUCCCUCCAAGAUAAGAUCAGCAAGCUCCCCGGCCAACCCCAGGUUGACUUCCAGCAGUUCUCAGGCUACAUCACAGUGGAUGACAGGAAGCAGAGGGCUCUCUUCUACUACUUUACUGAAGCUGAGCUAGAUCCAUCCGCAAAGCCUCUGGUCCUCUGGUUGAAUGGAGGCCCAGGUUGCUCCUCUGUUGGGGUUGGGGCAUUCUCUGAGAACGGGCCUUUUAGGCCAAGUGAACAGGUGCUUGUGAGGAAUGAGUAUAGCUGGAACAAAGAGGCCAAUAUGUUGUAUUUAGAGACCCCAGCUGGAGUUGGCUUCUCUUAUGCCAAUGAUACUUCCUGCUAUGAAGGUGUGGAUGAUAAGAUGACAGCUAGGGAUAAUCUAGUGUUCUUGCUGCGCUGGUUCUCCAAGUUCCCACAGUACAAGGUCAGGGACCUCUACAUCACAGGAGAAAGCUAUGCAGGUCAUUAUGUUCCUCAGCUUGCAGAACUCAUGGUUAAAUUCAACAAGAAGAAAAAUAUCUUCAAUCUCAAAGGAGCUGCGCCAAUUUUUCCUUUUUCUCGAUGUACCUGGCAGCUGGGCAAUCCAGUUCUUGAGUUCUCCACUGACUUCAAUUCAAGAGCAGAAUUCUUCUGGUCCCAUGGAUUGAUAUCAGACUCAACGUAUAGAAUCUUCACGUUGGCUUGUAACUACUCUCGAUACGUAAGCGAGUACUACAGAGGCUCAUUGAGUGCAGUUUGUGCACGAGUGAUGGGCCAAGUGACCCAAGAAACAAGUAGAUUUGUCGACAAAUAUGAUGUCACGCUUGAUGUCUGCAUAUCAUCAGUUCUGUCGCAAUCCAAGGUUCUAAGUCCUCAACAAGUUACCGAGAAUAUUGAUGUUUGUGUGGAGGAUGAAACAGUGAACUAUCUCAACCGCAAAGAUGUUCAAGAUGCUCUUCAUGCUCGCCUUGCUGGGGUGCCAAAAUGGUCAGUUUGCAGCAGUGUUCUUGAGUAUGAGCUGCUUAACUUGGAAAUACCCACAAUUUCAGUUGUGGGCUCACUUGUCAGGUCUGGAAUCCCAGUAUUGGUUUACAGUGGAGAUCAGGAUUCUGUCAUUCCUUUGACCGGGAGUAGAACGCUCGUGCAGAGAUUGGCAAAGGAACUAAAACUUAAAACAACAGUUCCUUACAGAGUUUGGUUUGCGGGAAAACAGGUUGGUGGAUGGACUCAAGUCUACGGGGAUAUCCUAACCUUUGCAACCAUCAGAGGAGCUUCUCAUGAAGCUCCAUUCUCACAGCCUGAGAGGUCUCUUGUACUGUUCAGAGCUUUUCUUCAAGGCAGACCACUACCAGAGACAUUCUAACAUACUCCCUCACCACCUUUUCUUUCAGUAGUUUUAUUGAGUGUUCGUGUGUAUGCAAGAUUAGCAUUCAUUCCUGGUUUGUCAAUGUGUUGAACCUGGGAGGUAGAGAAAUUGUGUAAAGAACACAGAUUGUGUGUUUUUGUUCAGCUAGCAACUCCCAUUGCAAAGCAGUAUCGCCUCAAAGAGAAACGGAUAA
Molecule: messenger RNA, 1946 nt
Organism: Phoenix dactylifera (date palm)
Lineage: Eukaryota; Viridiplantae; Streptophyta; Magnoliopsida; Arecales; Arecaceae
Product: serine carboxypeptidase-like 45
Biological process (GO): proteolysis
Cellular component (GO): vacuole
Molecular function (GO): serine-type carboxypeptidase activity
Source: RefSeq, a predicted model, not a curated record